AUGUCCGAUCCAUCAAUCUAUACGAUCGGCUGGAUCUGCGCCAUUGUCCCUGAGUUCGUCGCAGCCCGGCUCUUCCUCGACGAGGUCCACGAAGAGCCUCGAUCGCUGUCCAGAAACGACAACAACUCGUAUAAGCUCGGGCGCAUGGGCAAGCACAACGUCGCGAUCGCGGUCCUUCCUCAUGGCGAAUAUGGAGAAAGCUCGGCGGCAGUGGUCGCUCGAGACAUGGUCCGCACAUUUGUGAACAUAAGGGUAGGGCUUAUGGUCGGCAUCGGCGGCGGCGCUCCGAGUCCCAGAAAUGACGUCCGUUUGGGCGACAUCGUUGUCAGCUCCCCGGCUGAGGGUUAUGGCGGCGUGAUUCAGUACGACUUUGGCAAAUCCAUCGAGGAUGGGAAGUUCGAGAUGACUGGGUUCUUGAAUCAGCCGCCCCUUGCUCUAAGAACAGCCCUCAACAUGCUGAUUUCCGACCUCGAAAUAGAAGGCAGCUCGCUUGAAGAGCACAUUUUGAAGCGCCUGAAGAAUGACAUCUUGAAGAAGAAAUACGGUCGGCCCAGUUCCAAUUCCGACAAACUUUUCCGCAGCGACAUUGUCUAUGACACAAACAGGUCAAUGGCUGAUUAUUGCGCCGACGACUUCGUGGAUCGCCCGGAACGAGACCCCGGUUCAGAGCCCGUCGUCCAUUACGGACUGAUAGCUUCUGCAAAUCAGGUAAUGAAAGAUGCUCAGAAGCGAGAUGCACUAGCAAAGGAGAAGAACGUGCUAUGCUUCGAGAUGGAAGCCGCUGGUUUGAUGAAUCAUUUUCCCUGUCUAGUCAUAAGAGGAAUCUGUGACUACUCCGACUCUCAUAAAAACAAGCAAUGGCAGGGCUACGCUGCCAUGGCAGCCGCUUCUUUCGCCAAAUCAUUGGUCUGCUGUAUUCCGCGUCAGAGCCUCGAGCAUGAACAGUCUGUAGCAAAAGUAUUGUCUUCUAUCAAUUCAGUCAAGGAAGAUGUCAUCGCCAUAAAAGAUACAAUCGAUCAUGACAUUCUGGACAAAUUGCCAAUGGCUCAGGGUGCUGAAUUCGACAGCUAUGAAAAUCAACACGAACCGAGAUGCCAUCCAAGUACCAGAGUUGAUAUUCUUCGCGACAUUGAAACCUGGGCUCCUCAUGCUACUGGCCCGAAACUUUAUUGGCUCAGUGGACUGGCUGGAACGGGAAAGUCGAUCAUAGCUCGGACCAUUGCUCAUGAGUUUUACGAGACCAACAUACUCGGCGCCACGUUCUUUUUCAAAAGGGGAGAAGUUGAUCGUGGCAGCGCGUCGUUGUUUUUCGGUACGCUAGCCCGUCAGCUAGCGCAGCGCCGACCCGAGUUAAGCCCGUACAUAGUAAAGGCGAUCAAGGAGACGGAUAAUAUCUGUUCCAAGAGUAUGGAGGAGCAAUUCACUAAGCUCGUCUUCAACCCACUCAAACUGGCAGCGUCAAAACCAGGGGAGCCCAAAAAGUUGAUCCUGGUACUCGACGCAUUGGAUGAGUGUUCGAACGAGAAGGACGUUGAAAUUUUAUUGCGUUUACUGAUCAAGGCUGUAUGUUUCGAUGGCUGCGGUCUGAAGCUGCUUAUUACAAGUAGGCCAGAGGUUGCAGUGCGCGAUGCAUGUGGUUCUCCCAAUCAAGGAUUGUACCGGGAAGUUCGACUACAUGACACACCAAAUGAGAUUGUCUCCAAAGAUAUCUCAUUGUACCUUCGACAUCAGUUGACAGAGAUCAGGAAUUUGUGGAACGCAAGAUGCAUCAAUAAUCAGAAACUACAGCUGGAUUGGCCUGGGCAGGAGAAGAUCAAGGCCCUUGUCGACAUCACCAUACCCUUGUUUCUGUUCGCGGCAAUAGCUUGCCGCUUCAUCCGAGACGAGCUAUUCGGCAGUCCAGAGGAACAGCUUUUGAAGCUUGUUCAGACCGUUCAGAAAGGAGGCGUCAGCGACAAACUUCAAGAGACCUAUCAGCCAGUAUUGAGACAGUUCAGAGGCGAAAGAACGUCGUCAGAGCGAAUGAUCCUGCUUGGAAGAUUUAAAGAGGUCAUCGGCGCAAUCAUACUCCUCGAGCAGCCUUUGUCGGUUACCUCAAUCGCCAGCUUGCUGGGUCUCAAGCCUUCGCAAGUUGGUGGUAUCUUGGUUCCUCUCAGGUCUGUUCUUGAUCUUCCGAGUGAGGAAGGCCUAGAGGUCAAACUUUUUCAUUCGUCAUUUCGCGACUUUUUACUGAGUCCAGUUGCCGGAGACUUCUCCAUCAAUUUCAAGGAAACACAUUGGAGAAUGGCGCUUGCCUGUCUUGAAAUUCUUUCGAGGUCUUUGCGUUACAAUAUUUGCAGCCUCAAGCCCGCCGAUCGACGGUCUGCGAUUGCGAGAGACGUCCUGGAACAACAGCUCCCGCCACACACACGAUAUGCUUGCCGCUUCUGGUUUCAUCACCUGAAAUCCGCGGGUCAACCUCUCGAGGAUGAGGAUCAAGUCCAUAAAUUCCUCCAAGAUCGAUUUCUCUAUUGGGUCGAGGCUCUCUGUGUCCUCGGAGAAACCAAUCGUGCUAUUCAAAUGAUAGACACGCUAAUUCCCCUCGUGAAGCAACCAAAAAUCAAGCUUUACAAUCUUUUGGAAGACUCGGAGAUGUUGAUUUCCAAAUACACCUCCGUUAUUCUCGAGUAUCCUUUGCAACUGUAUUGGUCAGCAUUGGUCUUUUCUCCCAAGACAAGCUCUAUCCGACACGCUUCCAUAAAAAGCAUCCCGAAGUGUAUCACUUUCCAACGACCACAAAAGUCUGGAUGGACGCCUCUGAUCCAGAACACAGGUCUUGGGGAUGCCUAUGAAGGUUAUUAUGCCGUUGUUGUUUCUCCUGAUUCCAGGCUUGUUGCAUUAAGUGGGCUUCGCGGGGACAUAUCGGUUUGGUCGCUCUCCCUGGGUGUCUUGAUGACCAGCUUUCGCAUGCCACGCCUUCACUCUAUUGGUCCAUACGUUCCAGUCGCCUUUUUCAAGGACUCGAAGCGAAUUGCAUCGGCAUUACAAAACUUAAUCCACGUCUACGUCGCUGAAACGGGCGAGGAACUAUGCUCAUUCCGUAUUCCCGAUGGGGUCGACGUAGUACAACUUGACGUUUCCCACACUUCAGAGAAGAUUGCGGCGUCUUACGACAAUUUUACCGCUGCGAUAUGGACAAUGUCCACAGGGCGUAGGAUCAAGCUCCGGCCUAUAGACAGAGUCCAGAGGCGUGGUAGCUCACGCUCUGUAUCACAAGGAGGCUCAUUUGUCAGUUUCUCUCCGAAUUCUGAGAUUGUAGCGACCUCAUCUAUACGUGGAAGUGUCCAUCUUUGGGAAGCCUUGACAGGUAAUUGCCUUCAGACGUUUGAAACAAAUGGGCCCGUGGUCAGCCAGCUCGCCUUCGUGUCAGACACCAAUCUCCUGAUCGUUAAGGAAGCGGAUGGAGAAAUUCGAACCUUAAACAUUGACACCGGUUGUUGGAAUUCUCGAGUCCCGGGAGGAGAAAACACACGUGGACCUACAGCUAUUUCACACGACUCGAGGCUCAUCGCGCAUCAAAGUCUCUCCGAUAGCGACGCUAUUUCGAUUUCGUCAUUCGAUACCGGCGAACACUACCAAUCCCUACAUCUCACCAGCAUUCUCGCCGCCAGCCCAUUCAGCUUUCAUUCACUUCGGCCUAAGCAUUGGGUAGCGGCAUUCUCACCCGAUGGCAAAUUUCUCAUUGUUGCUCAAAGCAACGGAGUUGCUAUCUGGUCCUUGUCCAUGAUCCGAAAGCCCAGAACGCUGGACAGUGGAAUGAAUCAGCCAAUACAGCCAAUGUCUGCGGUGACUAAGAGCUGUUUCAUACAUCGGAGAGCUUCCGAAGAAACGGCACAAAUCAUUUCAAUGGACAAAAUCGACGACUCCAACGAGGUUAAUAUUUGGUCGUCUGACACUGGCGAGCUAGACCUGAAAGUCAAAAACGAUGGAGAUAUCUGGGAUUCAGGAAAUGCCACACUCUCGCCUGAUUCAAAAUGGAUGUUCCUCCCUUGCCAGCCGGCAAUCCACAACAUCCAAGAUAGCACAGUCGUUCAUGUCAUGAAGCCUCCAUGCCCUCGUAAUCCUAGCUGGCUCGAUUACAAUGAGGCAAGAAAGAGCGAGGUUUUGUUUUCGGAAGAUUCACAAUCCUUUGCAUUUGGCGCAUAUCAUGACUUUAGUCUCUGGAAAAUGCACGGGGGGCUGCAAUACCGAGACUCUACCUGUGCCGGGACCCUCAUCACAAUUACGCCUGAUUGGAAAUACGCGGUCUACACAAUCGAGAUCCCAUGCCUAGAGGCACUCAAAAAGAACGGCGAGCCUAGAUCAGAUGAGAUGUCUCACAGAGUCAGGUACUUGAGCAUUGAUACACACAAAUACGUGGAUAUGCCCGAGGAAGCUGACGACUUCAGCUUUCUCGCCAUAUCACCAGACUCGAAAUGGGUGGCCUCAGUGCCAAAUCGUGGUAAAGAGCUCUCCCUAUGGCUAGCAAGCAAAUGCUCCCGCCAAGCCCUCUUUGAGCCCGAGUCUCGCAUCACUGCAGUCGCAUUUUCAUCCAAUUCUGAAUCAGUGGCAUCAGCGGACAAGGCUCAAAACAUACGGAUUUGGUCGACAAUUUCGGGGCACUGCACAAACGUCUUGAAUGUAGGACGUAGUCUCUUCGGCCUAUCUUUCUCGCCCGACGAUUCUCAGUUGAGGACCUCCUUUGGGGCCAUUGCCAUCGAAACGUCCAUCCGCCCACCCCAAGUAGCCAAUUCUACCACGGAUGAUGCCGAACUUGAAAACACGUCUGUCAUGCUUCAGAGACCGCGUUGGCAGGGCUAUGGAAUCGAUGUAAGCGGUAAGUGGAUCACUUGGGACGGUGUCAACUUGAUGCUCAUGCCGACCGAUAUCAACCCUGCUUCGAAUUUGAAUUCCCCUCGCUGGGAUUAUGAUGAUAGGCGAUGCCAGGUGGCUGCUGGCGAAUCCGUUGUUGCUUGGGUAGGUCCCUCUGGCGAGCUAUAUACCAUGGGGUUCUCGAGAGAUAUGAAGCCCUUUGACUAA
Colletotrichum tamarilloi is the source of this 5058-nucleotide messenger RNA. Its product is annotated as pfs domain-containing protein. The transcript is spliced from 3 exons. The record is from RefSeq and is a predicted model, not a curated record. NCBI's taxonomy places the organism in Eukaryota, Fungi, Ascomycota, Sordariomycetes, Glomerellales, Glomerellaceae. Bases 1 to 5058 code for a protein of 1685 amino acids. Gene Ontology annotation, molecular function: protein binding; catalytic activity. Gene Ontology annotation, biological process: nucleoside metabolic process.